UUUAACGACACCCAAAAAAACCCUCUUAUGGAUGAUAUUGGUCGCGAAAGCCUACGUGUUAAACCAAUUUCUUUCAGAUUGUGCAAACUGUGACACCUUUGUGUUCUCCUGGCUGUGAUGCAUUGAAUUGAUGUGAAUAUUUGACUGUUUUGUCAUCGUCAUCAAAACCAGCUACGGAUCUGUCCACAUUGGGAUGAAACCCUCCCCAUGACGUUGCCAUUCAUCAUGCUCUUGUGAUGCCACAAUGCAGCUUGCUCAUUUGCAUGUUCCUGAUCUCAGUGCAACAUCUCUGCGGCAGGCAUCUUCAAGGGUGUGUUUCCUCCUCUGCCUCUAAUUCUGUCACCAGCCUCACCCACCCAUCUGCUAUCGUCUCUUACAAACAAUUAUUACUGCCAAAACCCACUUUUCUUGAUGAGUCAAAUACGAUAUAUAUUUUUAAUAACUUGUGUUUGACCUCUAAUUCACGUGUCCAUCUGGCUGGGUGUCUACGAGCUCAGAUAAUGGGUUCCAAUCUUGAUUUCGGCCACCUGUGCUUAAACCCGGGUUUCCAAAUGCGGCGAGUUGAUGAUGGUCUCAGUCCAGUCACCGAUUAGCACGAUUGUGUAAAGGAUGAAAGGGCCACUAUGACACAUGGGCACAGCGUCCCGUGUGAUUUAUAAACAGAUUCUUUGUUUCAUAACAUGAUGCAUUUGAAAAAAACCCACAAUGUAUGGCAUACAAUAACAGCCUCAAGUUUACACAUCGAACAGUCGUCUUUAAAUUGUCCAUCUAGAUUAAGAAAUUAAUGUUGCUGUUACCAUUAUAUUUUCCAAAAUGAAGCCGUUGGUUUAGAUAAGGGGGGAAAUUUCAAUGUGUUUACCCAUUGCAUUAACCAAACACUUCUCAAAGGGAGAUCAGAGCUGAGUUUGAGGUAUUUGCCUCUCUGCCUUCCGUUUGGCAAUUACACUCAAUUCCUGGCCACUGCAAACGUCAGUGACUAAAUGUAGUCCCUUGACAAAUGUUAAAGCGUGGAGCCUGUAUUUUCAACAUUCUCCUGGACUACCUGCAUUUCCCUCAUGCUAAUACAUUUUUAAAAGUAGAGUUAAGGUCAUGUAUGCAUUGCUUGAGAUUGGGUACGUACAAAAGGACAAUGAGUUAUGUUUAACGCCUCUACUUGCCAUUAAUAUUUAUUUAGAACUUUGUAAAUAACUUAAUCUCCCCAAGCCACAGCCAUCCCUUGUGAUGCAACGAACCAUCUAGCUCCGGCACGCAAGUGGCCUUGAUCCCGCAGCGGCGGAUAAAUGAGGGCCGAUGAUAACGUUGAUGACGAUUUCUCGUCUCCCCCCGAGUCCACUCACAUUCUUCGCUUCGUGUGCAUUCGAAUGAAUGGAAUGUGCGCAGCCGUUUGAAGUUCGGGCGACAUGGAGUGGGCUCGCACGUGCCUCCUGCUCGUCCUGACGGUUGGUGCUGCUCUGUCGGAUGAGUCCACCUCGGAGGAGCAACGCGCAGGCUGCAGCACGGUUCCUCACGACCUCGUCUUCAUACUGGACGGCUCGUGGAGCGUGGGGGUGUCCAGCUUCCACACGGUCAAGGACUGGCUCGUCAACAUCACCAACAGCUUCGAGGUGGGGCCCAGGUACACGCAGGUCUCCGUCGUGCAGUACAGCGACUCGCCGAAGCUGGAGGUGUCCUUCAGCGACCGCGCCUCCGCCGACCGGGUCGUCUCGGAGAUCCGCUCCAUAGGCUACCUGGGCGGCAACACGCACACGGGCAAGGCCAUCAAGUUCGCCAUGGACGAGGUGUUCGCCUCGUCGGCGCGGCGCGGUUCCGACGUGGCCAAGACGGCGAUCGUCGUGACGGACGGCAAGUCGCAGGAUAACGUCACGGUGCCCGCGCAGGAGGCCAGGGCGAGCAGGAUCACUCUCUUUGCCGUCGGUGUGGGCUCGGCGGCCGAGGAGCAAGAGCUGAGGAACAUCGCCAAUCACCCGCCCUCCACCUACGUCUUCUCGGUGCAAGACUACGACUCCAUCUUCAAGAUCAAGGAGGUGCUGAAGCAGAAGAUUUGCGAGGAGACGGUGUGCCCGACGCGGAUCCCCGUGCCAGCCCGCGAUGAGAAGGGCUUUGAGCUGCUGGAGGGCAUGAUGAUCCACAAGAAGACGGCGCGAGUGCUGGGCUCCUUGCCCACGCAGUCUGCCUUCUCCGUCAGCCAGCAGGACGACAUCACAGAGAGCACCAAAGGGGUGUUUCCCGAGGGGCUGCCGCCGUCCUACGUCUUCGUGGCGACGUUCCGCAUGCCCGGCGACGUGGCACGGCGCCGCUGGGACCUGUGGCGCAUCGUGGCGCACGACGGCGCCCUGCAGGCGGCCGUCACGAUAGACGGCGAGGGCCGCUCGGUGCGCUUCGCCGCCACGAGCCUCCUGCGCACCGCGCAGAGCGUGGAGUUCGUGGGCCCCCUCGUGCAGAAAUUGUUCGAUGAGAAGUGGCAUCAACUUAGAAUUGUUGUGACAGAAACAUCUGCAACUUUGGUAAUCGAUGAUGAAGAAGUGGACUAUAAAAUUUUGGAUAAUAUAAUCUCGAUUUUUAUCAACGGAAAAACCCAAAUUGCUAAAUAUUCACAGCAGGAAGCGACAGCGCCGGUCAUAAUCCAGAAAAUAAGAAUAUAUUGCGACCCCGGACAAAGCAAAAGAGAAACCGCUUGUGAGAUUGGAGGUGUUAAAGAUGAACGGUGCAAGGAAAUACAGGCAUUGGUGGGAACACUUCGUGAACCGUGUCAAUGUCCGGCAGGGAGUCCUGGUCCCUAUGGCAUGCGAGGAUUCAAGGGGCACAAGGGGCACAAGGGCGAGAGAGGAGACCCCGGUGCCGAUGGCAAGCCGGGCAUACGUGGCGAGCCUGGUUUCCCCGGGGCAACAGGGCCUCAAGGACCCCAGGGUCCCCUUGGGAUUCGAGGGAUUUCGGGAAGAGAAGGAGAAAAGGGAGACCCGGGCAGUCGAGGGGGACCCGGGCUCCCUGGGGCAGCUGGACUCAAGGGACACAGGGGUGUGCAGGGGCCAGUGGGUGAACCUGGAAUAGGAGGCCCACCAGGGAGGAAGGGGGAACCCGGUUCAAAAGGCAGUCCAGGCCUCCCUGGUCUCCUAGGGUCAAAGGGCUACCCAGGAGAAGAUGGACGGAAUGGUUUACCAGGCCUCAAUGGACUUAAGGGAGAAGCGGGAACGCCGGGGUAUCCUGGAAUGAGAGGCGAGCCUGGAAGAACGGGACCAUCCGGAACUCAAGGACAAAUGGGGACACUGGGCCACAAGGGGGAACAAGGUCUGCCUGGCCCAGAGGGAGAAAGGGGACCGUCAGGUAGCAUGGGGUUUGACGGAGCAGCGGGCUUGGCAGGUCCCCCUGGCCCCGCGGGAACGAAGGGUUCGAAAGGUACAACAGGGACCCAGGGGCCGUGGGGACUACCAGGACCUGCGGGAAGGAAGGGGGAAGCUGGGCUGACGGGGUCACCAGGUUAUGGCGGUCUCCCUGGGGGUGACGGAGAAAUGGGUGAGAAAGGAGAGGCAGGAUUGCCUGGCCACCAAGGAGAGAGAGGCAUCCAAGGGUCAUACGGAUUGUCAGGAGACAAGGGAGACAGUGGACCUACAGGAGCCAAGGGAGAGAGAGGAGGGCCUGGGCUGCCAGGGGAGAGGGGUCUGCAUGGAAAUAAAGGGGACCCAGGCCCCGUGGGUAAUUUGGGACCAUCUGGCAUCUCUGGCAGUAUAGGGGACAAAGGCCUCCCAGGAUAUCCAGGUCGCCAAGGCAGGCCGGGACGUCCACUUACAGAUAAUUAUGUACGGAAGCUUUGCAACGACGUCAUCCAAGAUCACCUGGCUGGGUUGCUGCGGAGCAUCAUGAAGCCCUGUGAGCCUUGUGUGGCGUCACGUGGGUUACCCGGGCCCCCUGGUCCCCCUGGCACUAAGGGCUUCCGUGGCCUGUCUGGCUUACCCGGUCAUAUGGGAAGGCCUGGAUACUCAGGGACACCUGGUGAACCAGGUGGCUCUGGGCUGAAAGGAGAGCGAGGGACGAAGGGGGACAAGGGGUCCAAAGGCUCUGGAAGGUUUGGACCCAUGGGCAAUGCAGGGCUGCCAGGUGCCGUGGGUCCCGCGGGCUUGUCGAAGGAGGGCACAGCAGGAAUUACAGGUCCUCCCGGGCAGCAGGGCCAACCGGGAAAAGCGGGCAGCCGAGGGCUGCCGGGGCUGCCGGGGGUGUGCGAUCCGCGCGGAUGCUUUGCGGCGUACGUCCCCUAUCGGCCAGGCCACCAGAAAGGGCCCAGUGACUGACGCAGAGAAGGAGGCUCGGGAAGCGGGCGGCGUUUGCCUCAACGCACGGUCGGAAGUGCGUGACGAACACGCGUCGACGGAUUUAAUCACCCUCCGCUUUGCUUUAGAGUGCGACGAUCGCUGUAGCUGUGAUCACCGAACCUUUUCAGUUAAAUUAAUGAAUUUGUAAUAAUUCUAACAACUUAACCUCUUGCCCAUUACAUUUUGAUUUAAAGCUUUCGUGACUGCAGUAAUUCAUAUUCUUAGUUUUUUCGGUAAAGUCACGUUGAAGGGAAACAACAAAAUAAUAAAAUAUAUAUAAAACAAUAAAAAAAUUCUCACGACGUUUCGACCAUAACUCAAACGGUCAUCUUCAUCUCUUGCCCAUUGUCCACUAAAACCUGCAUUAAAUUGCAGGUUUGUAGUCCUUGUGAAAUGUAUCUCUCCAUGACACCUCAUUUUAUAAAGAAAUCUACUGCAAAAUGAAUUUUUGGACAAAAUGUAAUCAAUGUAAAUUGAUGUAUAAUUUGGUGAUCAUAGAUAUCUGGACUUUGUGGGUAAAUAGGCUUUCUGUAAGAAGCAAUGUGCAAAUGUCUCAGUGGCAUUGCAAUACGCAGUUUUUAGAGAGAUUUUUUUACUUGAUCAAAAUGGUAACAUUUUACUGGUGCUAAAUUAGAAUGUAUUUUUAGGAUUUGCACGUGUUUUGUACAAUGGAAACAUUUGUAAAAGGGGAAACACUGCAACAGUAUAUCUUCAUAUUUCACAGACUAAAUGCCAGUGCUUUUGUCACAUAAAUAGAAUAAAGGUGGAAACAGAAUAUAAAGGGUUUAUCUUAUUCCCCAUUUCUUACAUGUUUUUAAUCUUCAUGACUUCAAUUGUCAAAAACAAACAUCUUUGAAGCUGAGAAAUCUAUACAUGUUUGUGCUAUGUGCUGAUUUUGUUUAACUAACGGAUUUAUUGUGUGUACAGUAUGAAGCGCCUGAGGAAGUAUUGGGUUAAGAGAAGCUUUGUUGACAGCAGUAUAUUGUUUCAUCUUUCCAUCUGUAAGGUUAAGCAUUCUUUCAUUGACCUUGACAUAGUUGUUCGAAGAACACGGUAGCUUAUGUAAGUUGUGGUAUCUCGACCUUUGCAAUACUUUUGUUACGUUUCACACCAAUAUCCUUUCGUCAGGGUGGCGAGAUGUUAACUACCUCACCUGGUAUACAGGACGCUGUGGGUUCGAUCCUAACCCUAACGUCUGUAUAUUUGGAGUUUGCAUAUCUCUCUCCCCGUGGCCGUGUGGAUUA
Messenger RNA from Petromyzon marinus (sea lamprey), 5548 nucleotides. RefSeq lists its product as uncharacterized. Gene Ontology annotation, cellular component: extracellular matrix. NCBI's taxonomy places the organism in Eukaryota, Metazoa, Chordata, Hyperoartia, Petromyzontiformes, Petromyzontidae. The record is from RefSeq and is a predicted model, not a curated record.